AUGGAGGAACGGGACGAAGUAACAGCGACAUCAUUUCGUGUGAUGGUCUCUGAGGCGGAGCCGUACAGCUUCCAGACGUGUGCUAUGCAACAGGUGCAGAGCUCAGUGCGCAUUACGCACAUCACCUUCACACCUCCAAGCAUAGAAGAGAUGGAGGCAUAUAUACAACAGCAGGAAUCAAACUCCGACUCCACACCAGGCAGAAAUGACGCUUUACUUCGUUCCUCAACACUCGCCAGUCUUCGAACGCUUUGCGCCUCGGGGAAACUGGAGAGUCACGCCGUCGCCUGUUUUCCAUGGACCGUCCCCACAGAUGCAGCGGCCUUGGAAGACAUGGCGACAAAUAACAACAACAACAACAACAGCCAUAACAGUGGUGAUAAUAAGAAACACAAAAGCAAUAAAAAUGGGAAAGAAAACAACGGUAACAACAAGAAACUGGCUUCCUCCUCAACACAAAUCACUGCUUCCGCAUGCUCCGCUGAGCGUGUGCAAUUGGCAGGGUUUUUUGAAGUGGCACUUCCACGACAGACAGACAUCUGCAGUAAUGUCGAUCUCCGCUUUGACGUGGAUGGCUCCGUCUGGCUUGAGGUAAAUGGCCCCGGCAGCGUGACGUUCUUUGGUGAGCAGUACUCCUCUCUCAUCCCGGAGUGGUUGAGUCAUCACUUCUUCACUGUUGGCGACGAUGAUGAGGAGGGCGAGGAUGAGGAGGGGGAUGAGGAUGAGGUGUACAGCGAUGGGGACGAGAGUAUGAUCAUGGGAAUGCGCAAUCUGAUUCGUUGA
Messenger RNA from Trypanosoma theileri, 783 nucleotides. RefSeq lists its product as uncharacterized. NCBI's taxonomy places the organism in Eukaryota, Euglenozoa, Kinetoplastea, Trypanosomatida, Trypanosomatidae. Bases 1 to 783 code for a protein of 260 amino acids. The record is from RefSeq and is a predicted model, not a curated record. The transcript has a single exon.